Symsagittifera roscoffensis is the source of this 1497-nucleotide messenger RNA. Its product is annotated as protein phosphatase 3 catalytic subunit alpha-like. Gene Ontology annotation, cellular component: calcineurin complex; cytoplasm. The record is from RefSeq and is a predicted model, not a curated record. Gene Ontology annotation, biological process: calcineurin-mediated signaling. Lineage: Eukaryota; Metazoa; Xenacoelomorpha; Acoela; Convolutidae. Gene Ontology annotation, molecular function: calmodulin binding; calmodulin-dependent protein phosphatase activity. Bases 1 to 1497 code for a protein of 498 amino acids. The transcript is spliced from 6 exons.
AUGGAGCGUCCUUCGACUGCCCAAACUUCCAGAACUGCUAAAAGUUCUGGCGGACAACCUACACCAAGACCGCUUCCUCGAGACAAAUUAACUGUGGAGCAAAUGUUCGACAGUAAAUCGAUUCCCAAAUUGGAAAAACUCAGAACCCAUUUGAAAAAUGAAGGUCGAUUACAUGACAAAUGUGUAGUGAAAAUUUUGCAAAUGACGCGAAGAAUUUUGCAAAAAGAGGAAACUGUUCUGCAAAUUGCGUCGCCUGUUACUAUAUGCGGGGAUAUCCAUGGCCAGUUUUACGAUUUGUUACGGCUCUUUGAAAUCGGAGGACCCGUUGGCCAUGUUGACGGUACUAGUCAGUACUUGUUUUUGGGCGAUUAUUGUGACAGGGGCAUGUUUGGAAUAGAAUGCGUGCUAUUACUUUUUAGUCUAAAGAUUGCCUAUCCAAAAAGAAUUUAUCUCCUUAGAGGAAACCAUGAAUGUCGUCAUCUAACAGACUAUUUCACCUUCAAGAAGGAGUGCAUUGUAAAAUACUCUGACUCAGUGUACAAUGAAGUAAUGAAUACAUUCGAUGCUUUGCCUCUGGCUGCAAUUGUGAACAAACAGUUCUUCUGUUGUCACGGGGGUCUAUCUCCUAGAUUCAAAACGAUAGAGGACGUCAGAGGCAUCAACAGAUUCCAGGAGCACAACAGAAAAGGUGAUGCAAUGACCGACUUGCUCUGGUCGGACCCCUGCAAAAACUACGGGGUUCAAGGGGCCGAAUCUAAAGACGGCGAAUACUUUUUGCACAACGACGCCCGAAGAAUAUCAUACUACUACACAUACAAAGCAGUGUGUGAAUUCCUAGAAGCCAACAAUCUCCUCUCGAUUAUAAGAGGCCACGAAGCCAAAGACGCCGGGUACGAAAUGUACAAACGAAGUCACAGAUCUAAAUUCCCUUCUUUAAUUACAAUUUUCUCCGCGCCCAACUAUUGUGACAGUUACAACAACAAGGCUGUUAUUUUGUGCUACGACAAAGGUCAAUUGAAUAUCAAGACAUUCACAGAGUCAUAUCAUCCGUAUUGGCUACCAAACUUCCAGAAUGGAUUAUCGUGGUCGCUUCCAUUCGCCGCUAAAAUGAUCACAAAUAUUUUAUUCACCAUCAUCCAAGUUUGCACAGAAGAAGAGCUCUCAAAAGUUGAUUCAAACGUCUCCGAAACGAAGCACCAAAACAACAACAAAAUGCUCCUGGACAAAGUCAAGGCGGUUGGCAAGAUGCAAAAAUAUUACGACCAAAUUGCAGAAAAUAACGACUUGGCUCUCAAACUCAAGGGAUUAGCGGAAGGCCAGAAAAAGCAGCUUUCAGAGGCUGAAGAAAAAGCUCUGAUGGACGAAGGUCAUCUAGACUUUAAGCAAGCAAAGAAGAUAGACUCUGACAACGAGCAGAUGCCGGCGAAGCGCAAGCGCUCUCGCAGAAGACGAUCCGUAUCUACGGGCAAUGCGUCAACAAGUGCUGGCGAAACCUAG